Durio zibethinus is the source of this 813-nucleotide messenger RNA. Lineage: Eukaryota; Viridiplantae; Streptophyta; Magnoliopsida; Malvales; Malvaceae. The record is from RefSeq and is a predicted model, not a curated record.
AUGGAUUCUCGUGUAUGGUACUGUUUCGAAACAUGGGAAGGUGGUGUAAAGUACUUUUUGGAAAUAUGUGAAGGUGAACUUGUGGAUGAUCAAAUCCCAGAUGACUACGAAGGUGAAUUUAUUGAUGACAAUUGUUAUAAGGGUCAAUUUCGUUGUUGCCGUGGUUUGAUCGAUUGCCAGGAACCUGAUUCCAUCAAGUUGGCUGCACUAUUCGAGCAAAAACUGCUCCACCAGUCCUCCUCUUACACACCGUGUGGGCAGGAAGUCCCCGAAUUGGUCAUGGUCGAGAUUAAGUGUAACAUCGUCAACUUUACCGAGGCUUUGCUGAGAGAUGAACGCAACAUGAAUCGAAGAAAGUUCCUGAUUGUUGCGAAGUUUGGAGCAUUUAUGACAACGAGAUGUAACGAUGAUGAUGGUGAGCUAGAGGAGGAGAAGGAGGAGGAGGAGAAUAUAGUCGGAACAUUAUUUAUAACAAGAUAUAAUGAUUCUGUUGAUGAUGAUGAUGAUGAUGAUGAUGAUAUUGAGUUCGAGGAGGAGGAUGAGGAUAUGGAUGGAGACAUAUCAACGGAAGUUAACGAUCAAAUCGGGUUUGUUCCAGCUAGUAAGGCAAGCAUUGAAGCGUUGCAGAAUGUUUCUGGUUUGGACAACAACAGUGAAUGUGUUAUUUGCCUUGGAAGGAUAAAGGGGGAGGAAUUAGCUAAAAGCGUGCCAUGCGGUCAUGUAUACCAUGGAGACUGCAUUGUUCAAUGGCUGGAGACGAGUCAAUUGUGUCCAUUAUGUCGCUAUGCCAUGCCAAUUGAUGAAUCACAUUAA